AUGAACAAAACUCACCCCCAGAGGAAUGGUGAUGUAGCUCCUUUUGAUCCAGCAAAGUCCUUCUCUGAAGAAAGAGGCUGCUGCCAGCCGCAUGGGGCCUGCCUGUGCUGGCCGCCGAGAUGUGUCUGUGUCACCGUGCUGGUGCUGCUCCUCUUGGCUGCCACGGCGGCCAUCGUGGGCCUGGCAGUGGUGCUGGGGCUCCCACCACACUCCCCAGCGAACCGCCUCUGUGCAGCCUCCAAUAACCGGACAGGCUUCUUGUGUGAUGACAGAGUGACUUGCAUCCCAGCCAGCCAGGUCUGUGAUGGAACCACCAACUGCAGAGACGGAGAGGAUGAGCAGGAGAAACUCUGUGGCGACCUGCCCCGCAGCCUCCCGGCCUACCUGGUUUUCCGCUGCGGUAACCCUGCACACUGGGUCUAUGCUGACAAGAGAUGCAAUGGGAUGAACGACUGCGGGGACUGUUCCGACGAGAUGGGGAGCUUGGCCACCUGCCCUCCGUGCGGGUCAGCGUGGUGGAGCUGCAGCCCCGUGUUCUACGAGUACUGCGCCUGCGUGCCCAGGUCACUGUGCCGCGACGGCAUCCAGCAUUGCACCAGCUGGUCCGACGAGUACCUCUGCACACCGUGA
Cygnus atratus (black swan) is the source of this 630-nucleotide messenger RNA. It is a transcript of the gene LDLRAD1, whose product is annotated as low density lipoprotein receptor class A domain containing 1. Gene Ontology annotation, molecular function: protein binding. The transcript is spliced from 6 exons. Gene Ontology annotation, cellular component: plasma membrane. The record is from RefSeq and is a predicted model, not a curated record. The coding region runs from base 1 to 630 and encodes 209 amino acids. NCBI's taxonomy places the organism in Eukaryota, Metazoa, Chordata, Aves, Anseriformes, Anatidae.